AUGCAGAAUGAGAUACAAUGGGUGCGGUUACUUUCUUGUCGUUUUGUCUAUGAAGAAAAGCUUUUCUUUUUGCUUCUGGUUCUUCGCGGAGCGGAAGCAGGACGACAGAAGACAAAGACCUCGGAGCGCAUGCGCGAGUGUCGUGAAAUAGGUAGGAAAAGGUCAGAAGACAUUGCGUUUUUGUUUGUGACCACAGUGAAUUUAUUCAAUCUAAAGAAAUGUACUUCAGUCCAUUUUUCCGCAUUCUACAAUAAGUUUUAUCUAUCUAUCUAUCUAUCUAUCUAUCUAUCUAUCUAUCUAUCUAUCUAUCUAUCUAUCUAUCUCAUUUUGUUCUUAUCUCAUUCUGAAAUGCAUAUAGGUAUGUAUCUAUCUAUCUAUUUCAUUUUGAAAUUUAUAUAUAUAUAUAUAUAUAUAUAUAUAUGUAUCUAUCUCAUUCAAAUCUGUUUAUAUUCUGAAAUCUAUCUAUCUAUCUAUCUAUCUAUCUAUCUAUCUAUAUAUCUAUCUAUCUAUCUAUCCAAGUCUUUUCAUAUCUAUCUAUCUAUCUAUCUAUCUAUCUAUCUAUCUAUCUAUCUAUCUAUCUAUCUAUCUCAUUUUGUUUUUAUCUCAUUCUGA
Molecule: messenger RNA, 612 nt
Organism: Acanthosepion pharaonis
Lineage: Eukaryota; Metazoa; Mollusca; Cephalopoda; Sepiida; Sepiidae
Source: the annotation of a GenBank genome assembly